Messenger RNA from Auanema sp. JU1783, 1374 nucleotides. NCBI's taxonomy places the organism in Eukaryota, Metazoa, Nematoda, Chromadorea, Rhabditida, Rhabditidae. The record is from the annotation of a GenBank genome assembly.
AUGGAUGGCAUGAAUGCUUGUACCGAAUGCGGCUUUACCACAAACAAAACAGAUGUUUUUCAGCAACAUAUAGAAAAUCAUGAAGAAGAGCAUCGCGGUAUAACACACAAUUUAUCAUAUCAGCCAACAGAAUGGACAAACGAAAGUAGUGUUAGUAGCGACACAGCAUCAUCGUUAUCUCCCACUGGCAGUGUGUCAGAAAAUAUGAAAAGCCCAUCACAUAGUCCGAAACAGAAAGAUAAAAGCAAAUCAGAUGUAGUACCUUUCCAGAAAGUCAAUCACAUAUCCAAUUUGAAUGAAACGCCGAGUAAAAGUAGUAAAAGAGCAUAUAUGUGUCCACAUUGUAAUUUCACGACGUUUAUGUCUCAACACAUGAAAAGCCAUCUGGAAGCUCAUGAAAGACAUCAGGGACAAAUGUAUAUGUGUGACAUAUGCAUGAUGCAAUUCAGUCAAAAAGCCAAUAUGCAUAGGCAUAGGAUGCGGCAUAGCGGUGUUAAACCAUAUGAAUGUAGGUUUUGUAAGAAGCGAUUUUUCCGAAAAGAUCAGAUGCAAGAACAUUCCAUGACACACAUCAAAACAGGUGUUGAUUUCGAUUGUCCUGUAGCUUUAUGUAAUCAAUUAUUUAGUCAGCAUUCUCUAUUAAGGGCGCAUUUAGAAGAAAGUCAUAAUGUCAGUCCAGCAACACCAGCUUCAUGCAAAAGAUGUUCAUUACUGUUUGCGAAUUCUCGACGUUUACUGUUACACUACCAAACACGCCACGACUCUGAUUCACCAGAAAACAGAUUACCUGAAACGAAAUCUAAUCGAACAAGGGGAUCAAAGCGUGAAAAGAAAGAAGAUAUAAACCAUAAUAAUACUUCGAAGAAGAGCUUAAUGACGACUGAAAAAGUUGAAAAAGAGAAAGAAAAGAGUUCAAAAACACAAAUGGACACCACAAGUUUCUUACCAGUGGAAGCUCAAAUGACCAGCGAUCAAUUGUUGGUUCUAUGUCUUGCCAAUAGUGCUGAUCGCAUUCGAUCAUCUUUACUUCAGAAUACGGGACAACAUGGGUUAACUUCUGAUCUUUCCUUAGAUCCAUUAAAAGCUAUAAUGAACGGGUCUCUUUCAAUGCUUAAUGAUGAAGAAGUUCAUUCUCCAUCAUGUGAUAGUGGUAGUUCUAAUAAUUUUUCGUCCGAAGAUGGCUUUAAAGUAUCUGCAAUUGCUGAUUGUCAACAUUGCGGAAUAAUUUUUAAUGAUAAUACAAUGAAAAUUCUUCAUGACGGAUUACAUUCACCGGAAGAUCCAUUCAAAUGCAAUUUAUGUGGUACCCAGUGCGAAGAUAAAUAUUCAUUUACAGCUCACAUCAUAUUUGCGAAUCAUUCACAUCAUUUCUAA